AUGUCACAGCCAGGGAAACGUGGUGGACGUGGCGGUGCUGGGGGGAUUGGCCGCAAAACGCCAUCAACGGUUUCCGGUAGCGCUGCUAAUAAUACACCAGAUGACUCUGCUACGCCCAGUGAACGUGCCACACCUGCGAGUAAAGCAGACUCUGAUCCGAAGGAUGAUAGUUCUAGCAAUGGUGACAAAAAGGAAGCUGAAGGUUUUCCAGCACCUAAGCCACCAAGUGCUGGUGCUUCAAUACGUGAAAUUGCCAAUAAAGUUUUGGCACUUGCAAUGAAAAGUGAAUGGACACCUUUGGAAGCAGAAUUAAAAAAAUUAGAAAAAUAUGUUGCUAAUGCUGGUGAAGAUGGAAAUCACAUACCAUUGGCAGGUGUUCACGAUACGAACACUGGGAUGACUCCAUUGAUGUAUGCUACAAAAGAUAACAAAACUUCGAUAAUGGAUCGCAUGAUUGAGUUGGGUGCCGAUGUGGGAGCAAGAAACAACGAUAAUUACAAUGUGCUCCAUAUUGCCGCAAUGUACUCACGGGAAGAUGUGGUUAAGUUGCUGUUAAAUAAGCGUGGCGUGGAUCCAUUUUCCACUGGUGGUUCCCGAUCGCAGACGGCAGUGCAUUUAGUCUCUAGUCGACAAACUGGUACAGCGACAAAUAUUUUACGCGCAUUGCUCGCAGCCGCGGGAAAAGAUAUUCGUUUGAAAGUUGACGGUAGAGGGAAAAUACCAUUGCUGCUUGCUGUGGAGGCGGGAAAUCAGUCUAUGUGCAGAGAGUUGCUCGCAGCACAAACGGCGGAUCAACUCAAGGCUACUACAUCUAAUGGAGACACGUCCUUGCAUUUAGCGGCUAGAAGGCGCGAUGUUGACAUGGUGCGAAUCCUGGUCGAUUAUGGCACCAAUGUUGACACGCAGAAUGGCGAAGGUCAAACACCGCUGCAUAUAGCGGCUGCUGAGGGUGAUGAGGCUCUAUUGAAGUUCUUCUAUGGCGUUAGAGCAUCAGCCUCGAUCGCGGACAACCAAGACCGCACACCGAUGCAUUUGGCAGCAGAAAAUGGUCAUGCACAUGUUAUUGAGAUCCUGGCUGAUAAAUUUAAGGCGAGUAUAUUUGAACGCACCAAGGAUGGUAGCACGCUGAUGCACAUUGCUUCUCUGAACGGCCAUGCCGAAUGUGCUACAAUGCUUUUUAAGAAAGGUGUUUAUCUGCAUAUGCCAAAUAAGAAUGGAGCCCGUAGUAUACAUACUGCGGCAGCUUAUGGUCAUACGGGUAUUAUUAAUACGCUGCUACAGAAGGGUGAGAAAGUGGAUGUCACGACGAAUGAUAACUAUACAGCGUUGCACAUUGCUGUGGAAUCGGCGAAGCCUUCAGUUGUGGAGACACUAUUGGGUUUUGGUGCCGACGUUCAUGUCCGUGGCGGUGAUUUGCACGAGACACCGUUGCACAUUGCUGCACGAGUUAAGGAUGGCGAUCGUUGUGCCUUAAUGCUCCUUAAGUCCGGCGCUAGUCCCAAUUUAACUACCGAUGAUUGUCUGACGCCGGUACAUGUUGCCGCGCGUCACGGGAAUCUGGCAACGCUGAUGCAACUCCUCGAAGAUGGUGGUGAUCCCCUUUAUAAGUCCAAUACCGGCGAAACACCCCUACAUAUGGCCUGUCGCUCAUGUCAUCCAGAUAUUGUACGACAUUUAAUCGAGACUGUCAAAGAAAAACACGGUCCGGAUAAAGCGACGACUUACAUUAAUUCAGUCAAUGACGAUGGAGCCACAGCGCUACACUACACUUGCCAAAUUACUAAGGAGGAAGUUAAAAUUCCAGAGUCCGAUAAAGAAAUUGUACGCAUGUUACUGGAAAAUGGUGCAGAUGUCACACUUCAAACUAAAGUUGCAUUGGAGACUGCAUUUCAUUACUGUGCUGUCGCUGGCAAUAAUGAUGUGCUAAUGGAAAUGAUUUCUCAUAUGAAUCCCACAGAUAUACAAAAGGCAAUGAACCGGCAAUCGUCGGUUGGUUGGACGCCUUUGCUAAUAGCCUGCCAUCGUGGACAUAUGGAACUGGUCAACAAUCUUUUAGCGAAUCAUGCCAGAGUAGAUGUCUUUGAUAUCGAGGGUCGCUCCGCCCUGCAUUUGGCCGCCGAACGAGGGUAUCUGCACGUCUGCGAUGCGUUGUUGACCAAUAAAGCUUUUAUCAACUCAAAAUCGCGCGUCGGUCGCACGGCGUUGCAUCUGGCUGCGAUGAAUGGCUUCACACACCUCGUGAAGUUCCUCAUUAAGGAUCACAACGCUGUUAUUGACAUCCUGACGUUACGCAAGCAAACGCCACUCCACUUGGCUGCAGCUAGCGGGCAGAUGGAGGUAUGUCAGCUCCUGCUUGAACUUGGAGCUAACAUAGACGCGACCGACGAUCUAGGCCAGAAACCCAUACAUGUUGCCGCGCAGAACAACUACUCGGAAGUGGCCAAAUUAUUUCUGCAGCAACAUCCAUCGCUGGUGAAUGCCACAAGCAAGGACGGCAACACCUGCGCUCACAUCGCUGCAAUGCAGGGCUCCGUUAAAGUAAUCGAGGAGCUGAUGAAAUUUGAUCGUUCUGGCGUGAUAUCUGCUAGAAACAAAUUGACUGAUGCAACACCACUACAACUGGCAGCAGAAGGUGGACAUGCGGAUGUAGUAAAAGCACUUGUACGGGCAGGUGCAUCAUGUACCGAGGAGAAUAAAGCAGGUUUUACAGCGGUGCAUUUGGCGGCACAAAAUGGUCAUGGUCAGGUAUUGGACGUGCUGAAAAGUACAAAUUCUUUGAGGAUAACCAGCAAGAAAUUGGGACUGACACCGUUGCAUGUGGCAGCCUACUACGGGCAAGCGGACACAGUGCGUGAGUUGUUGACUAGCGUGCCAGCAACGGUUAAGUCAGAACCGCCAACUGGACAAAGUUUGUUCGGUGACUUGGGAACAGAAUCUGGUAUGACUCCACUUCAUUUAGCUGCAUUUUCUGGUAAUGAAAAUGUGGUGCGACUGCUGCUAAAUUCGGCUGGUGUACAAGUUGAUGCUGCCUCCACAGAAAAUGGCUACAAUCCGCUUCAUUUGGCCUGCUUCGGUGGUCACAUGUCAGUGGUUGGUUUGCUUCUGAGUCGUUCAGCUGAACUCCUCCAGUCAACAGACAGGCAUGGCAGAACCGGUUUACAUAUCGCUGCCAUGCAUGGUCAUUAUCAAAUGGUUGAGAUUCUGCUGGGUCAGGGAGCGGAAAUUAAUGCAACUGAUAAAAACGGUUGGACGCCACUGCAUUGUGCUGCCAAAGCCGGUCACUUAGAAGUGGUGAAGUUGUUAUGUGAGUCAGGUGCAUCACCAAAAUCUGAAACGAAUUAUGGUUGUGCGGCAAUUUGGUUUGCCGCUUCGGAAGGCCACAAUGAUGUUCUGCGGUAUUUGUUAAAUAAGGAACACGAUACAUACGCCUUGAUGGAGGAUAAACGUUUUGUUUAUAAUCUGAUGGUUGUGUCCAAGAACAAUAAUAAUAAGCCCAUACAGGAGUUUGUAUUAGUAUCUCCGGCACCAGUAGAUACUGCAGCCAAGCUUUCGAAUAUAUAUAUAAAUCUAUCAACAAAGGAAAAAGAGCGCGCCAAGGACUUAGUAGCUGCCGGAAAACAAUGUGAAGCUAUGGCUACUGAAUUAUUGGCACUAGCAGCUGGCCCAGAUUCUGCUGGGAGAAUAUUACAGGCCACCGAUAAACGUAAUGUUGAGUUUUUAGAUGUACUAAUAGAAAAUGAGCAGAAAGAAGUCAUAGCUCAUACUGUGGUGCAGCGCUACUUACAGGAACUGUGGCGAGGUUCGCUUACUUGGGCAUCUUGGAAAAUUCUUUUGCUGUUGGUAGCAUUUAUUGUAUGCCCGCCUGUAUGGAUCGGAUUUACUUUUCCAAUGGGACAUAAAUUUAACAAAGUGCCUAUAAUAAAAUUCAUGUCAUACUUAACAUCGCAUAUUUAUCUUAUGAUACAUUUAAGUAUUGUGGGCAUCACACCCAUUUAUCCAGUGCUACGCCUUAGUCUAGUGCCAUAUUGGUACGAAAUUGGGCUAUUAAUAUGGUUGAGCGGCCUACUAUUAUUUGAGCUUACAAAUCCAUCAGACAAAUCGGGUUUGGGUUCAAUUAAGUUAUUAGUACUGCUGCUAGGCAUGGCUGGAGUCGGCGUGCAUAUGGCUGCAUUUGUGUUUGUCUCUAAGGAGUAUUGGCCAACGUUAGUCUAUUGCCGCAAUCAAUGCUUUGCCCUAGCGUUUCUAUUAGCGUGCGUACAGAUACUUGACUUCCUCUCCUUUCAUCAUCUGUUUGGACCUUGGGCCAUCAUUAUCGGUGAUUUGCUUAAGGACUUAGCACGGUUCUUAGCCGUGUUGGCAAUUUUCGUUUUCGGUUUCUCAAUGCACAUAGUCGCAUUGAAUCAGUCGUUUACGAACCUGACACCUGAGGAAAUUCGUACCUUCGAGAAGCGAAAUCGUAAUCGAGGCUACUUCAGUGACGAUGACAUGCCAACACCACGUCCUCCGCUAUCUGAAAACUAUGUUGACAGUCGCAGUUUAUACAGCGAGUUUCGGCGCAAACAUAAGGGCGAUCUGCGCAUGCAUCCAAUUAAUUCGUUUGAAUUAUUAUUCUUUGCUGUGUUCGGUCAGACGACAACCGAACAAACGCAAGUGGACAAAAACGACGGCAACAGUCCAACGCAACCGUACUGGGUUGAGUACCUGUUCAAAAUAGUCUUUGGCAUUUAUAUGUUGGUGUCUGUGGUUGUGCUCAUCAAUUUGCUGAUUGCUAUGAUGUCCGACACGUAUCAAAGGAUUCAGGCUCAAUCAGACAUCGAAUGGAAAUUUGGUUUAUCAAAGCUUAUACGCAAUAUGCAUCGCACCACCACCGCGCCAUCGCCGCUUAAUUUAGUUACCACAUGGUUUAUGUGGAUCGUCGAGAAGGUCAAGGCACGCAUGAAGAAAAAGAAGCGUCCAAGUCUGGUACAGAUGAUGGGAAUACGCCAAGCCAGUCCGCGCACAAAGGCUGGAGCCAAAUGGCUUUCAAAAAUCAAGAAAGACUCUGUGGCGCUCUCUGCAGUGCAUUUAUCUCCACUUGGCUCACAGACGAGCUUCUCAGCUGCCAAUCAGAAUCGCAUUGAGAACGUUGCGGAUUGGGAGGCAAUUGCUAAAAAGUAUCGUGCUUUAGUGGGCGAUGAGGAGGGAGGUUCACUCAAGGACUCAGAUGCAGAAAGCGGCUCUGCGGAUGGGAGCGGUGGCGGCGCUCUUCCGCCGCCCGCACAGGUGGGAAAUAAUGUAGCAGCUUUACCACAUCUCAUCUAAACAAGUCAUAGAACAAGUCAUUCGCUAACUUAAAGAUACUAGAAAAUCUAAAAAAAAUAUACUUUAUAA
Molecule: messenger RNA, 5370 nt
Organism: Teleopsis dalmanni
Lineage: Eukaryota; Metazoa; Arthropoda; Insecta; Diptera; Diopsidae
Gene: nompC
Product: serine/threonine-protein phosphatase 6 regulatory ankyrin repeat subunit B
Exons: 17
Coding region: 1-5301 (1766 amino acids)
Biological process (GO): calcium ion transmembrane transport; GPI anchor biosynthetic process
Cellular component (GO): glycosylphosphatidylinositol-N-acetylglucosaminyltransferase (GPI-GnT) complex; membrane
Molecular function (GO): protein binding; calcium channel activity
Source: RefSeq, a predicted model, not a curated record